UUUUCUAGCAACCCAUGGGGAUGCUCCUUGUUCUAAGUGAAUGAUUUCUGGUUUAAGGAAGGAGAAAUUUUUUUUUAAAGGAUGUAUUUAUUUAUUUUAGAAAGACCGAGACAGUGCGGGGCUGGGGAGGGGCAGAGAAAGAGCCUUAAGCAGAUCCCACACUGGGGUUGGAUCUCAGGACCCAACAACCUCAGCAGAAACCAAGAGUCCCAUGCCUAACAGACUGUGCCACUCAGGCACCCCCAAGGAGAAAUUUCAAACAUCAGAUUUUUCGUGGGCCUUUCCUUCUAACAGCAUUUUCCCUUCCCAGUUUAGCUAAUAUUGAUGCAGUCUAUUAGUGGGAGUGUGACUAUUAGCAUAUAAACACAUUUUUGAAGUGUGCCUCUAAGGGAGCAAUCAGGAACUGACUGCUCAGCCACAAAAAAUAAUAUACAAGCCUAAGAACGUUGAGAGUUGCCUUUUGUAAAGUAGGGUUACCAUGGGGAGGGCAAAUCAGUUGAGCCCUCAAGAGCUCAUUGGAGGACGCUGCAUUUUUUCAGUUGAGAAGCUGCCCAAUCUUCCCUAACCACUCCCCGCUUAAGAGGUCUCAGAAGACUUCAAAAACACGGCAAAUGGAAAUGUGCUGCAGCCUCCUUUGGGUUACCCAGGGCCGAAUUUCCUCAGGCGGGGCAGGGGAAACGCAAAUCAGCUUGGCACUGCGUAUCUUUAACAAAACCCCUUGGGGAUGAGGCUGUUGAAGGUCUCGAGGUGAUUUCUCCCUAAUAUUUUUUGCUCUGAAAGAGUUCUCUGUAGUUCUCCGUACUUUUGUCUGCGCAAAUUUCCCAGGUGGAGUCAGUCGUAGGCGUUAAUAAUCCGCAUUAGUGACCACCAGAGACGGAAAUCGCUAAUUACUAAGUCCCCUUUGAUCUCCCCCAGCCGUUUGGCUCCUGACACUGGAGGUUCCGGCAUCUACGCUUUCUUAAAACUGUACCAGACUAGAGUGUUCAGACGUGCGAUCUGCAGUUUAACGUGUGCGCCGAGAUCCGGAUCAGAUUUUUAAGAAUUUCCACAGACUCCCCAGAUUUUAAAAUCCAGCGGCUGAACUGGUGUGCGGCUGGAAGCUAACAAACGCCCACGCGCGCGGGUGUUUGAUUAAUUUUGGCAGCUGCGUACUUCUGCGCUUUAAAUUUUGGGGGGCAGGCUGGGGAAAUAAACGAUUUAAACUUUCAUUGCACUGCCUGUCUCCCCUUCUCCAUCGUCUGCUUUCGAUUCGGUUGUGGGAAAUGGAGUUUUCUUCUCUUUGCUAGAACUCUAAUGUGAUUCGGGAUCAUUUGCAAAAAUGAACAAAAAAGUCACCGGCAAACGGGACGACUGGGGCAGAACGCUGAUGGCAGACCCGGGGUGGGAGAAAAGGCCGGACCUCCGAGGAUAAUUAGAGGAGACUGCCUCCUCCCCGCCUGGUCUCCAUGGUCCCCUUCAUCUUCCAGGAUGAAGAACCCGAUGCUGGAGGCGCUGUCCCAAUUGCUGGAGAAGCUGCUCCUCAUCUCCAACUUUAAGCUCUUCAGUUCGGGCACCCCGGCCGAAGACAAGGCGAGGAAUAAUUUCUAUGAGAUCAGCUCUUUCCGCCGCGGCGACGUGCUGGAAGUGCCCCGGACCCACCUAACCCACUACGGCAUCUACCUGGGCGACAACCGUGUUGCCCACAUGAUGCCCGACAUCCUGUUGGCCCUGACCAGCGACAAGGGGCUCACGCAGAAGGUGGUCUCCAAUAAGCGUCUCAUUCUGGGCGUCAUUGGCAGAGUAGCCAGCAUCCGCGUGGACACAGUGGAGGACUUCGCCUACGGAGCCGACAUCCUGGUCAAUCACCUGGACAAGUCCCUCAAGAAGAAGGCGCUGCUCAACGAAGAGGUGGCGCAAAGGGCCGAGAAGCUGCUGGGCAUGACUCCCUACAGCCUACUUUGGAACAACUGUGAGCACUUCGUAACCUACUGCAGAUUCGGCACCCCGAUCAGCCCCCAGGCGGACAAGUUCUGUGAGAAUGUGAAGAUAAUUAUCCGUGAUCAGAGAAGUGUUCUCGCUUCGGCAGUCUUGGGAUUGGCAUCUAUAUUCUGUCUGGGCUUGGCGUCGUAUACUACCCUUCCUGCAAUUUUUAUCCCAUUCUUCUUAUGGAUGGCUGGCUAACUUCAUAUCCCCGUGUCAGUGUGUGUAUUCUGUGUGUAAAUAUGUUUAUAUUUAUAGAGCACAAGUCAGUAUAUGCAUCGUCUAGAAAAAUGUGACCUAUAACACUGUGUUCUGGAUAAAAAUGUGACUAAGAAUCAUGCAAAGUGCUUACUGUGUAAGCCCAAGAACAAAGGCUUUCUCAAUCUUCAGGCAGUUCCAUUUUAAAGCCCUGUGCAGAUCUUGGAAACAUGGCAAAUUGUGAUAGAAGUCAUCCUUCCAAGGGAACCAGCCAGUAAGAUGAUGGCCACAGGAGAUUAUUUUUUCUCCUGUAAUCAUGGUUCUCCAUUAGGCCUGAAUUUGAAGAUUAGAAGACUUACUGAAUGAGCCCACUAACUUCAUUGUAAAUUUAUUCUGUUUCAUCGAAAACCUUACAUUAAACUAAAAGAAUUUCCCUUGUUCAGAUGAAAACAUGUUUGGUGAUGGUAAAAAAAAAACAAAAAACAAAAAAACAAAAAAACAUAAUCUUUUUUUUCAUGUAUUAUAUAUAAUUCCCAAUAAGUCAAAAGUAUUUUUAUUACUUGAAACCAUGUUGUAAAGUUGGAGUUUAAUGAUAAAGUAACUUACUAGAACUAUAGAAACCUAUGUUUUCCUGCAGAAAUAAGCUAGUAUAGCAUCAGUUGAACAAUUUGAUUUGGAUUUACUUACCCAGAAACUUGACAUUUGUUAUUUUUUUUUCCUUUUAUGUGUCACUGUGGUGAUAUUAAACCACUCUGAGAGGUAAAAAGAUACAGGAUUGAAGUAAUUUGGAUACUUAGAGAGUGUAUGUGCCAAUUAAAUAUGCAAAUGUACACAUUUACACAGACUGAUGAGAGACAAACAUUCUUGAUUGCUUUAUAAUACAGUGUGGUUGCCAGAGAGCAUUUGUAGAAGUGAUGUAAAAACAAGUUUAGUCUGUUUUCUUAGACCUUGCAUCCACAGUAUAACUUUCAUAUAUGUCAUUGGAUGGUUUACCUUUUAAAGCACUUACUAAUGUAUUGUAUAAUUUUUAAAAGUCCUCAGAUUUGUCUUCUAACAGAUUUAUUAAUUUCAUUGCAAAGUGUAGUUUCCAUCCUUUAAAGAAGGAUGCCCCAAGGAAAUUACUGUUAGAAGUAAUUUCUGAGUGUCAGUGUCACCAGGUGUGUAAAUCGAUUACACUGAGGCUGUCUUAAUAUCACGGUUGAGAUGUAGCACUGUUAAAGACAGCAUUCAAAUACUUUGUAGAAUUACCAAAUUAUAAAAAUUAGGCCACAAGCUAGACUUGCAUUUCAAGUAUUAAAAUUGCUUUUUAAGCUAUCAAGAAUCACAAGAUAAUGAGUCACAUUAUGAGUGAUAUGGGGAAGUUGAGUCGGUUACUCAGUGAUCUAAUCAGAACAAAUUUAAGAGCAGAUUUUAGUGUAACUGUUGUUUUACUACCACUAAUUUACAACAAAUUCAGUUGGAGUUUAAUAAUAAUUAAACUUCGGGGCACCUGGGUGGCUCAGUAGGUUAAGCCUCUGCCUCCGGCUCAGGUCAUGAUCUCAGGGUCCUGGGAUUGAGUCCCGCCUCGGGCUCUCUGCUCGGCGGGGAGCCUGCUUCCCCCUCUCUCUCUGCCUGCCUCUCUGCCUACUUGUGAUCUCUCUCUCUCUGUAAAAUAAAUAAUUAAAAAAAAUAAUUAAACUUUGUGUUUAAUAACUUAAAAUGUUUUAAAUAGUCAAAACACGAAAUGGCAACACCACAGAAUAAAGGUUAUCUGGGCCUAUUCCAACAACUUAAAUUUAUCUUAAGUAUGUGUACAUGAAAGCAACCACUAUGAGAACUCCCUUGUAUUAGUGGUUUUUCCCUGACUGUAUAUUACCUUUGUAGCAACUGUUUAAAUAAAUUGAUUUUUUAAACAUAUGGUGUCCUGCUAAAUAAUGUUAAAUGUUAAAAUUUUUUAAACAUAUGGUGUCCUGCUUUUUUGCAGACUUCAGUAUGUCAGGUAGCAAAACCCACUGCCUGAUGUUAAAUCUGUGUUCACAGAUAAUAAUCCCUUAUUAAAUGCUAAGGGAAGUAUUAAGGUUAGAAUUAACAUAAUUAGUCUUACUUCAUAUGCUUAAAGUAAGAUCCAGUUCCUCAUUCAUUUGAGUGCUCAUUAUAUGCCAGGCACUGACCUGUUGUAAUUUCAGGGUCUAGAAUUAAUAUUACAUUUGAACUACCCAUAUCAGAGUAUAUACAGUGCUCAGGGAAUACAGGGGAAGAAGCAUUUAAAUCUCCCCAAAGUUCAGAGAAAUCAGAAGUAGGCAAUGCUAGCAUUAGGCUGAGAAGUAGUAUGAGGUGAUUUUAUCACACUGAUGUGUUCUGCUAUUUACAGGAAGAGGAAACUGGGAAGAAGCGUUUAUCCGGUACCCCACAACACUAGAAUCUAUUGAACUUAGGACAGAGGAAAGUUUUGGUGUGCUCAGUUUGAUGAGUUGCUUAACAAGGUAGAAGCAGCACAGAUCCCUGAUUUGUGGUUGUGGAAGAAACUGAGCCAUUCCUGUGUCUCUGAUGAAUGUCUCUGGGCUUCAUUACUUAAGAUUCAUCCUUAGGAUUCUGCAAGUCCCUUACAGUUCUAAAUUUCCCUUCUAACUUGUGAAAUGGUAAGUAGUGUCUAAGGCAGCUUUUUGGUGCUUGUUUUGUUGCCAUAUGUAGAUGAAGGCCAAAGAACUAGCUGGGGCUAAGAUGAAAUAAUGUCUCCAGUACUUGGCAGGUAAUAAGAAUGAAAAGAAGCAGACGUGGACCUCAAAGUUUAGGGCCUCAUUGACACAGAAGCAGUACGUCUGUAAUAGAGCUGGUUUAAAGCACAGAAAAUGACCUGGUUAGUUUUAACCAAUAGGGCCAAAAUUAUAGGGAUGUGUACUAGGACUUGGAAACGGGAUGUUUUCCAAGGGGAGAGAUUUGGGUAGGGCAUUCUACGUAGCAGGAACAGUAUGAGCGAAUGCAGGAAAACUGCCCAUUCCUUGCCUAGCACCCAAGUGGGAGGCACUCAACUGUUCAUUGACUAAAGCAUAGAACUGCAUGGGGCAGUCAGGCAUAGGCACGUGGUUCACAGGCUAGCGUAGAGCAAGGCUGAUGAGGAGAGGUGUUGGAAAAAGAGAGCAAAGAUUAGGUGGGUACAAGUUUUGUGCAGACCAAGAAGUUUGGAUUUUAUGAACAGGCAGUGGAGGUUUGAAUUCAGCAAGGUAAUUCCCAAAAGUAUAGAGGAAGGAGGGAGCAUGGGGCAAGACAGGACAAAGGACUCUCUUAGGAGACUAGUUAUGGUCCCUAAUCUCUCAAAUCAGGGCCUGUAAUUGUGAGGGUGGGGAGCAAACAUGUCAAGAAACUGUCAGCAGAGGAGCCAAAUCCUUCUAUUUGACUCAUGAGUAACUGUUUGUGGAGUGUCAGGGAGGAGUCAUGCAUCCCUUCCUGCCAAAAAAUCUGUUCCUGAAAUAGAACUUCAUGUGGUAACUGUAUGUAUUUUGGAUAUUUCAGAACUUUAUUCUGCUAGUUCUGUGUCUUUGCAAGGACAAGCAAAGAAGUGCAGAUUUGUUGUUUAAUUUUUUUUUUCAGAAUAGAGAUAUAUUUCUUAUUUUUCCAUUUCUAUUUCAUACUACUGCUGAAAGGAGUUUUCCAGUGAUAACACAAUUACGCCAAUGGCAAAAUUUUGUGAUAGAUGAGAAGCAUAUAAGAAAUGAUGAUUGCCAAUAUUAUGUUUUAUAUAAUCUGUUUAGAGAAUUUUAUCUAACCUAUAUCUGUUAGCUCAACUAGUUUUAUAUUUGGUUUAUAUGUAUAUGAAAUAAAAUCAAUUGUAUAUGCUGUC
Molecule: messenger RNA, 5974 nt
Organism: Mustela lutreola (European mink)
Lineage: Eukaryota; Metazoa; Chordata; Mammalia; Carnivora; Mustelidae
Gene: LRAT
Product: lecithin retinol acyltransferase
Exons: 3
Coding region: 1468-2160 (230 amino acids)
Biological process (GO): retinol metabolic process
Molecular function (GO): phosphatidylcholine-retinol O-acyltransferase activity
Source: RefSeq, a predicted model, not a curated record